AUGAGGCGAUAUAUGGUAUCUCAUGCCUGGCAGAUCCUGAAAAAAGAACUGGGACUGUACCAGCUGGUCAGGGAUAUCAUCAUGAUGAUCCGAGUAUGCAAAAUGUUCCGCCAAGGCCUCAAGGGGUUCCGGGAAUAUCAGAUCAUUGAGGCUGCUCACAGAAAGCACCCGAUCUUCUCCUUCUGGGAUAAAAAGAAGCAAGGCCGAAUCACUUUUGAUACCAUGGACUUGGCUGCAGAGGAGGGCCACCUCCCUCCAAAGGCCAUUAAGAUCACACGGAAGAAGCCUUCCUGGAGGACAAAGCAGGACAUCCAGACUCUCUGCAAAAUCCUGCAGGUCCUGGAUAGCUACCGGAACUACUCAGAGCCCCUGCAGCUGCUCCUGGCCAAAGUCAUGCGCUUUGAACGCUUCAGCCGGCGGCGAGUGAUCGUGAAGAAGGGGCGGCGGGGCAACAGCUUCUACUUCAUCUACCUGGGCACCGUGGCCCUCACUGAGGACGACGAUGGCAGCAGUGCCUUCCUGGACCCCCACCCCACGCUGCUGCACAAGGGCAGCUGUUUCGGGGAAAUGGGCUUUCUGAGCGCUUCCAUCAGGAGGGCCACGGUGGUCUGCAUGGAGGAGACGGAGCUCUUGGUUGUUGACCGGGAGGACAUGGCCACUAACGAGCUGGAUGAGGAAAUUGAGAAGAACGCUCAAUAUCGGUUUGGAUUUUUUAGGGAAAUGGAUCUGUUUCAGUCGUGGUGCGACGAGAAGCUCUGGCAGCUUGUGACUCUGGGGAAGGUGGAGAAGUUCUCCUACAAGCAGCUCAUCUCCAAAGACCUCGCCGAGUCGGCCUCGGUCCUGUUUAUCUGCAAGGGCAGCUGUGAAGUCCUGCGGCUGAUAGACCUCACCAACUCGCCGUCCUACUGCAGGUGGAUCUGGCAGCACCUGGAGCUGAUAGAGGACAGGCCUCUGGAGACCCACCUGGCAGAAUCCUCUCCCAAGGAGAGAUUUAAGCAGUUCCAGAUCAAAUCCUAUCCUCUCCAGGACUUCAGCUCUUUGAAACUUCUGCAUCUCCAGAAUGCCAGGGAGCAGCAGAGGACGAGCUUGGGCAGGAAGAUCCAAACCUCAGGAAGCAACCUCCCGAAGAUGAUGGGCCCCAAGAUCAAGUCCAGGGAUGCUCAUUUGAUCAAAUGCCCUAUGAUCAACACCAAGUUUGGGGAGCUCCCGAAAGAGGCUGCCGUGGGUGCCUACAUGAGAAUCCACACCGUGGAGCAAGGAGAAAUCGUGGGCUUGUACCAGGUCUUCCUCCCACAGAACCAGCGGGACCUGCGGCCCUUGGCCCUCGUGAGCCUGGGCGCUGAGGUCAUAGAGAUAAAGAAGGAGAAAUUCUGUGAACUGAUCGGCGAGGACGAGGAGAUACGAGACAAGUUGACGAGGAUGGAGAUUGAGUACCCCAGCGACGAGGACAUGUGCCAGAGGUUCCUCCAGGAGAACAGCUGGAACCUCUUCCGGAAGGACCUGGUGCGGCUGCUGCUGAGGAGUCGCCAGAACCCACCGUUCGCCCCGGCCUGGCCCAAGAAGAAACGGAUCUACAACCCCAAGUCUGUGAUGCUGGACUUGUGUAGCAUCGAGAAGAAGAGUAAACGGCCUCACCCCGUCGUCAUGGCGCCCCAGAAGUCCCUCCCCCCACUGAGGAUUGUCCAAGCCAUUGUAGCGCCGCGGUACAAGAUCCAGGAAGUCCUGCCUCAGUACAAGAAUGACGGCGUCCUCAUUUAGAACCAAUAAAGGCAGUUGG
Lepus europaeus (European hare) is the source of this 1777-nucleotide messenger RNA. It is a transcript of the gene CNBD2, whose product is annotated as cyclic nucleotide binding domain containing 2. The transcript has 12 exons. The record is from RefSeq and is a predicted model, not a curated record. NCBI's taxonomy places the organism in Eukaryota, Metazoa, Chordata, Mammalia, Lagomorpha, Leporidae. Gene Ontology annotation, biological process: spermatogenesis. The coding region runs from base 1 to 1758 and encodes 585 amino acids. Gene Ontology annotation, molecular function: cAMP binding.